Molecule: messenger RNA, 1956 nt
Organism: Arabidopsis lyrata subsp. lyrata
Lineage: Eukaryota; Viridiplantae; Streptophyta; Magnoliopsida; Brassicales; Brassicaceae
Exons: 4
Coding region: 1147-1812 (221 amino acids)
Source: RefSeq, a predicted model, not a curated record
UUUUAUUUGUAAUUGUUUUUACAAGAUUAAUUUUUGAAAAUUAACAAAAGAUCUAUGGACCGUCGCGCUUAUGCCUAAUUGUUUGGCUUGGACCCGUUUACAUCCAAAGAAACCAUCAUUUUCCACCCAAAACAAUAAACAUUUUUCACCAUUCAUCAUUUUUUACCAUUAAUUUAGUCAUAUUUACGUAAUAAUUAUUCAUUUAAUACUUUUUAUAAUCAAUACAUUUCAUAAACGAGUAAGUUAAUUAAAUAUGUCACAAUCAAACACGAAUAAAACCAUAUUUUACUCACCAUUAUUUACGUAAAAAAAACAACUUUAAAAAAAUUCUAGACAAUUUACCGAGAAUAAACCAUUAUUUACAGUUGUGUUUUUUUAGGGCACCAUUAUUUACGAAACCGCCUAAGCAACACUUAACACUAUAUAUAAGAUGACUAUUGAUUUGAGUGAAUAUGUAUGUGUUCAUCGAAUUAUACAGAAUAAUAGAAAUAGCAAAAGCUUAUAGAUAUUAAGUUAAAUAUUAUUAACAAAUCAUUUUCGUAAAAUCGUCCUUUCUUUCUCUGGCCCCCUCGCUUCUCUCCUUCAGAUUAGCAGUCCGAAUAUUCCAGUGAUUCUUGAAAUAUUCUAUUUAAAAGAUUCAUAAUCGAACCAAUAAGGGAAAACCAAUUUUGCUAAUAAAAUCAAAUAAUACUAUUCAACAAUUUAAUAAUUAGAAUAAUGAUGAUCUACUAAUAAUUCCAGCUAGAUCUACCUUUCCUCCUUGUCCUAAUGCUUGAUAUAUUCUUCUUCUUCUUCGUUUUUCUUCUUGCUUGACAAUUAAUGGAGGAUCCUCAAGGAAGAAUCAAACUAAGCGAUGGUAGAUACUUGGCCUACAAGGAAAGAGGUGUCCCCAAGGAUGAUGCAAAGUUCAUCAUCGUUCUUGUUCAUGGAUUUGGUAGCUCCAAAGAUAUGAACUUCAAUGUCUCACAAUUAUAAUCUCAGGAGUUUGUGAAUGAAAUUGGGAUAUACUUUGUGCUAUACGAUCGAGCUGGUUACGGAGAGAGUGACCCGAAUCCGAAACGUUCAUUGAAGAGCGAAGCACACGAUGUUCAAGAACUGGCGGAUCGGUUAGAGAUCGGAUCCAGGUUUUAUCUCAUUGGAAUCUCAAUGGGUUCAUACACUAUUUGGAGUUGCCUUAAACAUAUUCCUCAAAGGUUAGCAGGAGUGGCAAUGGUGGCUCCGAUGGUGAAUUACCGGUGGCCGUCGAUUCCAAAGAGUCUGAUGCAAAAUGACUACAGAAGAGAAGUGGUGAAAUGGUCCGUUUGGGUCGCUAACUAUUUUCCGGGACUUCUGAAGUGGUUGGUGACUCAAAACUUAUUCUCUACAACUAAUUCGAUGCUAGAGAAAAACCCUGUUUACUUCAACGACCAAGACAUCGAAGUCCUCAAGCACAACACCAAAGGCUUCCCAAUGCUCACUAAGGAGAAGUUACGAGAACGCGGCGUUUUCGAGACACUGAGAAGCGAUUUUUUGGUGGCAUUCGGCGACUGGGACUUCGAUCCGGCCGACCUACCGGACCCGUCUCUGUCUCGACCCGAAAAGGGCUCUUUUUCUGUUCACAUAUGGCAAGGCUACGAAGACAAAGUGAUGCCAUUUCAGCUGCAAAGAUGUUUGUGCCGCAAGCUACCGUGGAUUAGGUACCAUGAGGUCCCUAAAGGAGGCCACCUGAUCGUGCACUACGACGGUGUAUGCGAUGCGAUUUUAAAAUCACUUCUUUUAGGAGAACAUCUCCCAAUGUACAAACCAAAAGAUGUGAUCAUUGAGCCAGCUUAGAGACUAAGUCACUAUUCUUAAAUUUUUUCGUUUUCUUGCUUGAUUCUUUGAUUUUGUUUGACAAAAGUCGAAUUCUCUUAUUUGUAAAAUAUAUAUGUACUUAUGAAUUUUUCAUAUCUAUGACAUAUUUAUUUUAUCCAUUAC